Molecule: messenger RNA, 887 nt
Organism: Branchiostoma floridae (Florida lancelet)
Lineage: Eukaryota; Metazoa; Chordata; Leptocardii; Amphioxiformes; Branchiostomatidae
Product: L-rhamnose-binding lectin CSL3-like
Exons: 6
Coding region: 63-887 (274 amino acids)
Molecular function (GO): calcium ion binding; carbohydrate binding
Source: RefSeq, a predicted model, not a curated record
UAGAAGAGACACGGCGAGUUUGUGAAAGACAGACAUUAAGUUUAGAAUGUAACCCCGGUCAAAUGAUAAACGUAACACGCGCCUUGUACGGUCGUACACAGCGUGAACUAUGUGACGGCCCUGUGUCUACAACAAGUUGUAGGAGCUCUUCAAGUCUGUCUACUGUGAGAGCAUACUGCCAAGGACACCGUACCUGUAGCGUACCGGCAUCAAACAGCGUGUUCGGGGACCCCUGUCAGGGCACUGUCAAGUACUUGGAGGUGUCGUAUAAAUGUAUUGGCCAGAGUUGUGCUGAAUGCGACCAGAUCUGUACAUAUGCAAAUGAUGAUACCCAGUGUUUCUGCUACGCUGGCUACAUUUUCAAUGAAAAUGGCGCAUGUGAUGACGUCAACGAAUGCUUGAGAGAAAAUGGCGGCUGCGAACACGUUUGCACGAACACAGAGGGGAGUUUCCAGUGUUCCUGUAAUCCUGGCUACCUUCUGAGUGAUAACGGAUUUUCAUGUGACGACCCAUGCCUAACGGCCAGGCCUCUGUAUGAGCCACACCGUAGUACAGCGUACAUCACAGAGUCAGGCGGCUCGACCGUGUGUGACGGCGGGUUGGAGGAGGACUGGUACCGCUUCACUCAUGUGGGAGGCACCAUCCCCACCAGCUGUGUACAGUCUUACCGCUGCGGGACAGAGUCACCUGUAUGGCUGAACGGAGAACACCCCACAGAUGACACAAUUGCUGACCGUUCGGUCUGUGCGAAUACCGGUGUCCCUGGCGAGUGCUGCACAGAACAAUACAACAUUCAAGUCAAGAGAUGCCCAACCCCCGGACACACCUACUACGUCUACAAACUGGUGUCGACCAAUUACUGUGAGGCAUACUGUGCAGAGAUAUGA